AAAUCUGGAAAUUCAAUUAAAAUUCAAAACAAUUUUUGUUUAAAUAAGCAUUGCAUAGAUAUUGUAAAUUGCGUCAAAGAAGAUUAUCAUAAAUCUGCUAUUCAAAACAUACUCUAAUAACAAUUAGGAACAAAGAAUACAGUUGUGCAAACAAAUAUUGUUUUUACUACUUGAAUUUGAAUAGAGGAAUUUUCUGAACGGUUGGUUAAUGUCCAUCAGUCCACAAACAUGGCGGAAUAAUAAGAGGUUGUAGAGAAAAUUGAAAGAUGUGUUCUGCAAAUGUUAAUAAAUAAAGCAACGUGAUUUAAUAAUUUUUCGAGUUUCAAGUGAAACAUUUCAUAAUGACAUCGCUACAAUUUGUUGUUCAUCCUUUACCAGGCACUGAGGAACAGUUAAACGACAGGUUAAAAGAAGUGUCAGAACGAUUAAAUCGUCUUGGUGCAUCUCCACCUGCUGCUUUGGCUGAACUUCGUGUCGGUAUUCGUGCAAUAGCUCUAGGCUCAACUCAUAUUGCGCUUCUACUUGAUGAUGGGCGAGUGUGCCGUAUGCAAUUUAGUGUCAUUCCUGAGCGAUUAGAUUUAAGUCGCAAUGAUAAUAAUAAUAAAAGUAGUGGCAGUGGCGGAGGAGGAGGUGGAAGUGGCCCUUCCGGCGUUGGAAAUGGUAAUUCCAGUACAUCAGGUAAUACGGGAACAUCAAAUAAACAACCUGGGAGUAGUAGCCGACAAUUAACACGACGAGCUCGAAUAAUGCGUUCUAGCACAGCUAUUCGAGGAAGUUCGAGUAGUUCAGGGGGUCGAGCUCCGGGUGUUAUUAUUGGUACUGGAAGUUCUAGCAGUGCAAGACAAAUGGUUUCCGUACCCGCUCCUUAUGUUCCCGAAGAAUUGGUAUCCCAAGCACAAGUUGUGCUUCAAGGAAAAAGUCGUAACUUAAUAAUUAGAGAACUUCAGCGCACUAAUCUCGAUGUGAAUCUUGCUGUUAAUAAUUUAUUAUCUCGUGAUGACGAAGAAGGUGAGGAAGGAGAUGAUGGUGCUGACAGCUAUGUACCAGAAGAUUUAAUUUCAUUACUCGAUGGUGGUUUCCAUGCUGAUCAUUCUGUAAUCAUAGAUGCAGAUGCAAUGUUUUCAGAAGACAUGUUUGGAUAUUCCAGUAUUAGGAAUGUGCUACGCAGUCGUGCAAGUAGUGGUAGACAACGAUCCAGUGCUGCAGAACGCGAUACACGUGGUCCACCUGGAGGUAAUUCAAAUUCUGGUCCAGAUCGUGAUCGCGAUAGUUUUAGUCGUUGGCGUGAACGACAAUAUUUUGGACCAAGACGAUGGUUAGAAUCUGCAUUGCGUGAAAGUAGUUGGGAAAAAGAUCCAGAAACUAAGAAAAAGGAAUUAUCUGCAAGUCCUUUAUGGGUAUCUGAUGAUUUAGAAUUCUGGCCUGAUUCAUCAUUAAGAUUUGUUAGUAUUGGAGCUUUACACAGUGAACUUAUUGCAUUGUCAUCGACUGGACAAAUUCAUCAGUGGCGUUGGUCGGAUCUCGAACCUUAUCGUCAUCCAGAUAAUCCAAAUGUUCAUCACCCGAAAACAAUCCAAUUAAACUUACUAAACGAGAAAGUAGUGCAUGUAUCAGCAAGUUCAGUGCGGUGUUCUGUUCUUACAAAAUCUGGUAAAGUUGCCACAUGGCUAGAUGAACUACUAUUCCCAGCAGCAGCAAAACUUGAACAUGGCGCUCAACAAUAUACAGAAUUUCAAACAGACCGUAUAAUAUCAUUACAUACGUGCUCAUUGUAUACAGUUGCAAGAUUAGAAAGUGGAGCUUUAUAUUGGUGGGGUGUACUACCAUUUUCACAACGGAAGCGUUUAUGGGAUAAAUAUCGAGCAAAAUGCCGUAAACAUAGACCAACUUCAACACCAGAAAUAGUCACUGGGUCACAAGUGUGUAUGAAAAAUAGUCCAAUGUAUCAACCAGGUGCAAUUGGAUUUACGGUUAAUGGUGGUGUACCAAAAGUAGGACAGUUACAGAAUGCGGCUUGGAAUUUAUCUGAUAUUUGUCGAUUUAAAUUGAUAUCGGCACCUGGUAUGCAAAGUGCUAACUCAAAUUUGGAUACUAAAAAAGAUACAACUAUAGCAAAUGUUGCAAGUUCCGCUACGGCAAUUGCAUCCAGUUCUGGAAACAGCUCUUUGGCUAGUACUAGCGGCAAAAGCAAUUCACAUAAAGAAUCAGCUGAUCGAAUUGAUAUGCCUCCACCACCAUCGCCAGCUUCGAGUACUUGUAGUGAUACUGGAAUUACCUUAAUUACAUCAAAGAGAAAAAGAAUUUGUACCACCUCUGAAUCAUCAAAUGGAAAUAACACAUCAGAUUCAACAAGCCGUCGUGACGAAGAGGAGUGGUCAUUACGUGAUGUCGUUUUUGUUGAAGACGCGUGUAGUACACCAGCAGGUCGUGUUCUAAAAGUAGACGGUGCUUAUGCUGCUGUACGUUUUUCAUCAACAAAUGCCACGCGUGAUACAAAAGAAGCAACGGUGGAUGAUACUGCGUCAUUGCUUCAAGAUUGUCGCUUGAUGCGAAAAGAUGAUUUACAAGUUGUUAAACCGAAUGUGACGUCAAGAAUACCCGAUUGUGUCCAACGUACACCAAGGCGAGUACCAUUAGUUGGUGAAUCAUUACCUGGAGUACAAAUACUUGCAUUAGCAGUAGAUGCUCAAGGUGUACACGCUGUGGUCCGACAAGGUGUCCUUCCAAAUACACGACUCAGCUACGUGGUGUAUAACUUAAGUUCUGGACGGGUUGAACAAGAUAGUCCAUUCCCAAGUGAUACAACUGCUUUUAUGGGACUUUAUCCGCAAGACAUUACAUUAACUAGUGCUGGAGAGUGUUCGGAAAGUGUAUUAAUAUUACGUGACGGAAACAGCACAAUUUAUCCACUAGCAAAAGAUUGUACAGAUGCUGUACGUGAACCACAAUGGUUAGACUUGCCUCCUGUUCGAUGUUUAGGAGCCGGUACUCUAUCCUUAUCAACAAACAGUUCUAGUAAUCAUUUAAAAAAUCGAGCUGCAUUAGUCGUACUCGCAUUAGAAAAUCAAAUAUUGAUUUCUCGUGUAUUACGGUGUGAUUUAGAAGGAGUUCGGCAAGUUUUAACACAAUUAGAAAUUGAAUCAAAAAUGAACAGUUCCAAUAUUGAUUUGGUAUUAGCGGAACGUUGCGAUGGAAAUCGUAAUGUUUUCCACGCAUGUGUAAAUAUGUGUACACCUACAUCAAAUAAAGAAGGCGAUAAUGAAACAGCUAAUAGCGCCGGUCUAGAAUGUAUGAAUGUCAUAACUAAUGCUCUAGGAUCAAGAUCUGUAUCGCUACGUGAAAUGAUGAGACGCGCCGCGCAAGACGUUGUAGCAAAUCGCUCGUCAAGUGAUAAUGCACCAUCAAAUUUACCUGAAGAACCAAUACCAACAUUAAGUUGGCCACCAGAAAAUUUUGAUCCAACAUCAGGCGAUGAAGACAGUUUAAUGGGAUUAGGAAAAGGUACACCAGGUACAUCAACUUCAUCACAUAUGCCAUCAACUCCAGUUAUUGUAACAGAUCCCACUGAACGCCGGCAAAAUGCUAUGGCUGCAUUAAAGCUAAUGUGUGAUUCACCUGUUUUGGCACCAUAUCUCCGAGAAAUGCUUAGUGCAAAGGAUGCUCAAGGACAAACACCGUUUAUGUUAGCUGUUGGAUCACGAAGCUAUCCUGCAGCUUUGACUUUACACGAUUGCAUACAAAGAGUUGCUGGAAUUGGUGGAUCUCGCACAGAAAUGAUUUUUCCUACUGGGUCACAACCUGAUCAUUCACCAUUACAUGUUCUUUGUAGUAACGACACUUGUAGUUUUACUUGGACUGGUCCGGAACAUAUUAAUCAGGAUAUAUUUGAAUGCCGCACAUGUGGUUUAACUGGAUCAUUCUGCUGUUGCACGGAGUGUGCGCGUGUAUGCCAUCGAGGUCAUGACUGUAAAUUAAAAAAGACAUCACCAACAGCGUACUGUGAUUGUUGGGAGAAAUGUAAAUGCAAAGCUUUAAUUAUGGGAAAUCAAGCAGCAAGAUUUGAAUUAUUAUGCCGAAUUAUUUCUGAUACCGAUUUAGUAACAUUACCAAAUUCUCGUGGUGAAAAUAUUUUACUAUUUUUAGUUCAAACGGUUGGUCGACAAACCGUUGAACAACGGCAAUAUCGUGCCGGUAGACCACGAACAGCAUCAGCAAGUUCUAGAAAAACACCAAAUUCAGAUAUUGUUGUCCAUCAAGUCGAUUCUGAAAUGCCGGAACAUGAUUUGGAACCACCUAGAUUCAGUAGGCGUGCAUUAGAACGUUUACUGAAUGAUUGGCGUGCCGUACGCAGUAUGAUUAUGUCUGGUGUAAAUGAAGAUGAUCCAUUACGUAAUUCCCAACCGUAUUUAAAAGCUCAAUCUGGUACAACGCUACUUGACAAGUUUACGCAUUGUUUACUUGUCAAAUGUAAUUUAGAGAUGUUGGAUGCAUUAUUAACAACAUUAAUUCGUGAAAUAUUGGACGAUCAUACACCAGGCCGAUCAGCAGAUGCCCAAUUAGUUGCACGUCGUUUUGUACGUUCUGUUGCACGAAUUUUUGUUAUUUUUAGUAUUGAAAUGGCACCAAAUACAACAAAACGUAAAAGUUUUAGUGCAAGUUCGCAACCAUUAACAAAAUGUCGACGAGUAUUCCGUGCAUUGAUACGAUUAUCUGUCGAAGAAUUAUGUGAAACUGCUGAUUCACUGAUUGCACCCGUACGAUUGGGUGUAGCCAGGCCGACAGCACCAUUUACAUUAGCUGCGAACACUGUUGAUGUUAUCAAUGGUUCCGAAGAAUUAUUCUGUGUUGAACCAAUGGCACCAAGUUCAAUUCGUAAUGUUGGUAGUGACAUGAAUGUUAGCAUAGCUUCGCGGGGUGAUAAUAGACCACAAUUAGCUACAGAAUCAGUCCGAUCACGUGCUGAUAAUGCACAACCCUUAUUGGAAGACACUAAUGAUGCCGAAAAUAUGGCCGUCGAUAAUGAUGACGAUAAUGUAUCAGAACAAGAAGACAAUAUCGGUGAUCAACAACGUGUUGGUCGUCAAGAUUCAAUAACUGAAAGUAAUGAAGUACCAGGUGGUCCUUCUGGCGAUCCAUUAAGUAAUAAUCCACCAGCUGAAGAUAGUGAUCCUGAAUUAGAUUUAUUAGCAGAAACUGAAUCAGAUAGUGACGAUAAUCAUAGCAAUCAAGAGACAGUAUCAGCUCAACGUAGUGUACAAACUGGUGCUACAGCUGGUUCUGAUACAGGCAUAGCAUCACUUCUGUUAUUCCCAGAAGACGAAUCAGGUGAAUCAAGCCAACAAGAAGAUGAAGAGAGCGACGCAGCUGAAACCGACGAACAAGAUGCCGAAGAUGCCGUUGCAUUAGCUGAUGAGCAAUUAGAACGAAGAGUCAAUACUCUAGCACAAGGACAUAGAAAUAACUUAGCACCGCAAGGUAUGCAAUGGGCAUUCCGACGUGAAGCAUCCCGUGCGGCUGGAGUUCGUAUUGCUGGUGGAUCCAAUUUAGUUUUCAUUGAUCCCAGUUCGUUAAGACGAUCAACAUCUGCAAACACAACUGCUGUAGCAGCUAGUGCUGAACCUGUAACAAUGGCAACAACGGCAAGCUGUCUUGCGCGUGCUUUUGGUAUUGUAAUACGACAAAUUGCUGAUCUUUUAACAAUGCUUCAACAUUAUACAACUUUGGCGCCAUCAUUACCAAUUACUUUAGAAAUUUCUGAACAAGAAUCGAUUAAUCUUCAGAUGUAUCUAGAAUAUCAAUUAAAACCAACAUGGGAUUGGUUAUUAACUGUUAUGGACACAACAGAAGCUCAACUUCGUUUUGGUGUAUCAUUAACAAGUGCCGCUGAUUCAGCUCAUCCUGCACAUCCCUUACAUUCAGGUGGUAGUGGAAGCGCAAUAAAUUCAACAACAUCUGGUUUAUUAGGAACUCCAACAUUACCAUUAAAUGUACUUGGUGGUACAGCAGCAUCAACAUCAGGGCUUACAUCAAGAUCUCACCGUACACAUCACGUGUCGGGAGGUGGAGAAGCACAUUCUGCACGACGUGAAUUUUUAUCUUAUUGCCUAUCUUUAAUGAGAUCACACAAUGGUGAACAUUUGGAUUCGUUACCAAUUCUAGAUGUAUCUGCAUUGAAACAUAUUGCGUAUGUGUUUGAUGCAUUGAUUUAUUAUAUGAGAUCAGCAUCCGACCAAGCUGACACAGAGACAUUACAAGAUGGUUUACCGCCACAAGCAUGGAAUGAUCAGGACGAGAACGAUAAUGACGAAACUGAAGAAGAAAUUGCCCAUUCUGUUGCUAUGGAUACAGAUUCUGUUGAUGAACAGGAUUCAACUAGUGUAGGCGUUUCAGGGCCAUCGUUAUCUACUGGAUCAUUGUUACAAGGAAAAGGACGAAAACAUCCAUUUUUCCAGCGUUCUGAAUCAACAUUAUGUUUGGGUUCUGCACCACCAGAUCCAUUCGAGACUCCAAUGGCUGAAGCUUUACCUCUUGCUGAUCAACCACAUCUUUUACAACCUAGCGCUCGACGUGAAGAAUUAUUUGGUAUUCCUAAGCAACCAAUUACUAUACCUAGCAGUGGAUCAAACAGUGGUGUACAUAAUCCAUUGGAAGAAUUACCUAUUCAUUUAGGCCUUUCUACAAGGACUGUAAAUGAAUCAGUUCCUGUACCUUCUACAUCAUCAGGAGCUACAGAAUCUAAACCUGGACCAAGUAAAAUUAAAGAAGCAAAUAAUUUCGAAAAUAUCAUUAAAAAAUCCGAACAACAAUCAGGUGAAAUUAGUGGACGUAAUCAAACGAAUCGUCCACAAAUUAUAAUAUCACCACGUCGUAUGGCAGCAGCAGUGGAAGCAGGUCUACUUGCUGCCAACAACUGUACAAAACGAAAUCUUCAGGAUACCAACAAUUCAACUAGCUGUUCAAAUACUCCAUCGUCAAAUUUAAUGUUACCAACAUUUAAUCUUUUACCACCAAUUCAUUUAGGAUCGUCAUCAUCUUCGUCACAACAAAAUUUAACAAAUAUAGCACCUAGUGGUAGCACAACUGUUACAAAUGUUGCUACCGGAUCUGCUACAACAUUAACACCAUCAUCAAUGGUAAUGUCAAUUGGUUCAACAUCAAAUGAUAAUAAUUCAUCGUCGAUUCGAUCACCUAUUAAAAGUGUUAUAGUUCGAGCUGGAUCUUCUUCAAAUAUUAGUGUGCGUUCCGAUAAUUCCGAAACAAUGAUGGUUCCACCAUUUGACACCAGAAACGCAGACACAUUAGAAAAUCAAGAAAUAUCGUCGCAUGUAACAGUUGAAACCACCCCUGUUUCAAGAUCACCACCACCAGUACCUGAACGUGAAAAUACUACUACAAAUAGAGUUGUCGAAUCAAUCCACCCAGCCAUUGGUUCAACCGUAUCCCAUGACUUACUACUUGGUCGAUGGCGUUUAUCAUUAGAUUUAUUCGGACGUGUAUUUAUGGAAGAUGUUGGUUUAGAACCGGGCUCCGUUGUAUCUGAAUUAGGAGGAUUCCCCGUUAAAGAGGCAAAAUUCCGUCGUGAUAUGGAAAAAUUACGUAACGGACAACCACGUGAUUUAACGUUACAUAAAAUGGAACGCGAUCGAACACAAUUACUAUUACAAACCUUUAAAGAAUUAAAUACACAAUAUAAUAAUUAUAGUCGGCGUGCUACAAGUUCGCAACCACCUUUAGCUGUGAAUCGAGUAAAAGUUACAUUUAAAGACGAACCUGGAGAAGGUUCUGGUGUUGCACGUAGUUUUUAUACAGCCAUUGCUGAAGCAUUAUUGGUAAAUGAAAAGUUACCAACAUUAGAAAGUGCGCAAGUCGGUAGUAAAUAUGCUCAUAUGCAUAGUGUAUUACAACGAUUACAUACUCGAGGACGUGAGCCUACAACUAGACGGUCUGGUGGAGGUAGUUCAGCUCGACCUCAAAAUCGAGCACGUGAUCAUUGGCGACAGCUAAGUUACGAUGCAAGAGCGUAUGCUCCACCUCCGCAACUUUUACAACCUGAGGGGUUAGCAGCAGUUGCUGGUGGUUCUAGUGGUGGUGGUGCAGGUGGUAAUGGAGGUGGAGGUCCGUCUCCAGGACCAUCUUCUUCGUCUAAUAAUAUGAACGAUCACUUAACAUUACAUCAACAACAAUUGGGCGAACGUCUAUAUCCAUUAGUAUAUGCAAUCCAUCAAAGUUUUGCUGGUAAAAUUACCGGUAUGCUGUUAGAAUUAUCACCGGCUCAAAUUUUAAUUUUAUUAUCGUCUGAGGAUUCCUUACGAUUGAAAGUAGAAGAAGCUGUUGAUCUUAUAUUAGCACAUAAUCAUGAGCUUGCUUCUGAAGCAUUGCUCGAUUUAGAUGUUUUUUCGUUAACGGAACGCGCACGACGUAAUGCAUCUCGAAGUAAUGUGGAAACAAAUAUUCAAGAAGAUUCAAAUUCAGAUGAUACAGAAGAUAAUAGUCCAUUAUUUUAUUGUCCUGGUAAACGUGGUUUUUAUUCACCACGACAAGGAAAAGCUAGUUUUGAACGAUUAAAUGCAUUUAGAAAUGUUGGAAGGUUAUUAGGAUUAUGUCUUUUACAAAAUGAACUGUGUCCAAUAUUCUUAUCACGACAUGUUUUAAAAUACAUACUGGGUAGACCAUGUAGAUUCCAUGAUUUAGCAUUUUUUGAUCCUGUAGUUUAUGAGUCAUUACGACAAUUGGUCGUUGAUGCUGAAACAAAAGAAUCAAAUAGCUUAUUUAGUGCGUUAGACUUAACAUUUAGUAUUGACUUAAAUCCGGAAGAAGGAGGUGGAACACAAGAUUUAAUAACUGGUGGACGUAACAUUGAAGUAACCGCUUCUAAUGUAUAUGAUUAUGUAAGAAAAUAUGCCGAAUGUCGAAUGAUUCGAACACAAGAAAAGGCUAUAGAGGCUCUCCGUUCUGGCGUUUUUGAUGUUUUACCGGAAGGUUCAUUAGAUGGAUUAACCGCUGAAGAUUUAAGAUUAUUGUUGAAUGGUGUUGGCGAUAUAAAUGUAUCAGUUUUAAUUUCAUACACAUCAUUUAAUGAUGAAUCUGGUGAAACAAGUGAACGUCUUGUGAAAUUUAAACGAUGGCUUUGGUCUAUUGUUGAAAAAAUGACACAUGUUGAACGUCAAGAUUUGGUAUACUUUUGGACUGGAUCACCAGCAUUACCAGCUAGUGAAGAUGGUUUCCAACCAAUGCCAUCUGUUACAAUCCGACCAGCUGACGAUACUCACUUACCAACAGCAAACACAUGUAUAUCACGAUUAUACAUACCGUUGUAUAGUAGUCGCACUGUAUUAAGACAUAAAUUAUUAUUAGCUAUAAAAACAAAGAAUUUUGGUUUUGUGUAAAAAAAAAACAUAAAGAUUAUAUAAAAUGAGAAAAGCAUACGCGCACACUCACACAAAUUUCAAAAAAAUAAUACACAACUAAUACAACAACAUAACCCCAUUAUUAUUUAUACAAAAUUUAUUUUCACAAGACGAAACAAUAACACUUUUUAUCCCCCAGGAAACAAUCAUUUCUUCUAGAAUUUAAUUCAUUUAUUUUUGCUUCAG
Messenger RNA from Chrysoperla carnea, 9593 nucleotides. RefSeq names its product E3 ubiquitin-protein ligase UBR5 (gene hyd). Gene Ontology annotation, biological process: DNA damage response; protein polyubiquitination; regulation of double-strand break repair. Gene Ontology annotation, cellular component: nucleus. The record is from RefSeq and is a predicted model, not a curated record. Gene Ontology annotation, molecular function: RNA binding; zinc ion binding; ubiquitin binding. Lineage: Eukaryota; Metazoa; Arthropoda; Insecta; Neuroptera; Chrysopidae. The coding region runs from base 342 to 9386 and encodes 3014 amino acids. The transcript has 34 exons.